Molecule: messenger RNA, 660 nt
Organism: Diaporthe citri
Lineage: Eukaryota; Fungi; Ascomycota; Sordariomycetes; Diaporthales; Diaporthaceae
Exons: 2
Coding region: 1-660 (219 amino acids)
Source: RefSeq, a predicted model, not a curated record
AUGCCAGAGCGAGAGGAAAUCAUAUCCCCAAGGGAGACCACCGGUGAGCACUCCUAUCAGACACGCAUUCACUCUCCACAGCCUGUUAAUUUAGCAGCACUGCGCCGUCUUGAAGCGAUCCUGGACAUUUGUGACACAUCCAUUGGUAAUAGCCCGAUUGCAGCAGGCGGUUUCUUACCGCAGGUAGACACUGCGAGUCUGCAUAGAGAAUUCGCCAUCAUUGCUGCUGCAAACUCGGCUGCGACCUCUGACGGCGGCGUCAAAUCCCAUGAUCUUCUAGAAUCUCCGCCUACCCCUUAUCCCAGCACGGUCAGCCAAGACAACACCAAUCUGGAACUCGAAGAGGACUCGGCGCAGACACCAGAACACAUCACGUUCUGGCCGGCACUUGAGCGACAUCUUAAUCAUCCAACGCUCCCGCGCCCAAGGCCUAUUUGCACGGUUUGUUUUGACGUAAUGCCGGUGCUCGGACUUGAUCAAGCUGUCAGGGAAGACCCCAGCUAUGACUAUGAGAGGUGCGUCGUGCUCCUAUGCGGACAUCUGAUUGGCGAGCGCUGCCUUGACGAGCAUGUAUCGAAGCACGUCGAAAACGAAAGCAAUCGAUAUUGGCAGGAACCUCCAGAGUUCUGCGAGGACUGCUCAGAGUACCUCGAGGAGUAG